GCUUCUACUUUUGAAAGGAUCCUCAUCUCGAACUGGUUAAACAUGUCCUUCAUGCAAAUCACAAAUAGCCUAUUAUAUCACACUACAAUCACACUUUGCCCUUUAUUUGAGUGCACCUGAUGGAUUGCUCGCAUGGUUCAAACUGGGGCCUCAUUUCCACUAUGAUGACAGGUCAACCGAUAUCAACCAUGGGAAAGAACAAGCGAGGAACGAUGGAACACCGAGAGGCUCAAAAGGAAAGACAAAGGCAACGUAUGAAGAAAUUGCGUGACAUAAGAACAAUCGGAGAAGAAGAUGUGGAUAGAAGAUCAAUGCAUGGAUGCAAGAGUGUGGUGAGGACAAGAUCUUUGCAUUGUGUCACGAGUACAGAUAAUCACCCAUGGACAUUGUACACUAGGGAUUAUUCAUGUUUUUGUUCUGAUUGCAUUUUGGAAAACUAUGUUGAUUGCAAGAACCAAGACCUUGGAUAUGUCAGUGAAUGGAAAUUGGUGCCACUAGAUAUUUCUAACACAUACAAGGAAAAUGAGGAUGAAAUCUUUGAAGACAUUCCUUUGAUUUUUGCUGAUUAUGACCAUAUUUCAGGAUUGAUUAAAGAAGGAAUAUGCACAGGGAUGGAUGAUGAGGCCACUACAGAUCGCUCCACAUCCCAUUUUUGCAUGAUUCAUGGUAGGAGAUGUCAGACCAGCAUGACUGAGGAUAUGGAACUAGCAAAUAAAUUGAUGGACAUAUUGUUUUCUUGUCAACUGCAGACACAAGAUGCAGCAAUGACAUCUGAUAUUCCUCCCGCAAUUAUUGUAGCUGCAACAUCGAUGCCUGAGGGUACCCCCUCCGUGUCUAGGCCUGGUCCUUAG
Messenger RNA from Cryptomeria japonica (Japanese cedar), 851 nucleotides. RefSeq lists its product as uncharacterized. The transcript is spliced from 7 exons. The record is from RefSeq and is a predicted model, not a curated record. NCBI's taxonomy places the organism in Eukaryota, Viridiplantae, Streptophyta, Pinopsida, Cupressales, Cupressaceae. The coding region runs from base 120 to 851 and encodes 243 amino acids.